Molecule: messenger RNA, 765 nt
Organism: Brassica napus (rape)
Lineage: Eukaryota; Viridiplantae; Streptophyta; Magnoliopsida; Brassicales; Brassicaceae
Exons: 1
Coding region: 1-765 (254 amino acids)
Source: RefSeq, a predicted model, not a curated record
AUGUCAAAGAUUGCGAAUCUUGAUUUCAGUGCUUUGAAAAGCAAUGGUGACAACUACGUGGAAUGGGCGCUUGAUGCAAAGAUCAUGCUGCGAUCAAAAGAUCUUGGUGACACAAUCACCAAAGACAACAAUUCCAGUGACAAAGACAAGUAUAGAGCUAUCUACAUGAUACGCCACCAUCUCCAAGAGAACUUGAAAACUCAGUACAUGACCAUGGAAAAUCCAUAUGACCUUUGGAUCGCUUUACAGCGAAGAUAUGACCACCAGAAAACGGUGUUGCUUCCAAAGGCUCAAUAUGAUUGGAAACACAUAAGGUUCUUGGACUACAAAUCAGUAGACGAGUACAACUCAGUCCUGUUCAGAAUUGUGUCCUUGUUAAGGUUAUGUGGUGAAAAAGUAACCGAGGAAGAGAUGCUUAAUAAAACUCUCUCCACGUUUCCUCAAACCAACAUGCUAUUGCAACAGCAGUACAGAGAGAGGAAUUUCGCCACAUAUACUGAGUUGAUAGAAUGUCUCUUGUUGGCUGAAGCUAACAACGAACUGUUAUUGAAAAACAGUGAGAUGAGAACUCCUGGUACAGCUCCAUUACCCGACAUCUCUAAGCUGGCUAUAAAGCCAAAGAAAGAAAGUAACCUUGUCCAACACAAUGAUCAUCCCGGUCCAAACCGUGGAAGAAGUCAAGGACGAGGUCGUGGUUCUUUUAAAGCACACGGGCGAGGACGUGGUCGCGGUACCACACCCGGCUUUAGCCGUGGUCGUGGCUGA